Molecule: messenger RNA, 4581 nt
Organism: Acinonyx jubatus (cheetah)
Lineage: Eukaryota; Metazoa; Chordata; Mammalia; Carnivora; Felidae
Gene: HEPH
Product: hephaestin
Exons: 22
Coding region: 531-4073 (1180 amino acids)
Biological process (GO): iron ion transport
Cellular component (GO): plasma membrane
Molecular function (GO): oxidoreductase activity; copper ion binding
Source: RefSeq, a predicted model, not a curated record
UCUGUGAGGGCAGCUCCCAAGUGUCUAGGCACUCUUAAGCACCUCCACUGGUUUAUGAGCCAGACUUUGCCCCAUCAGUUCAGUUCAGUCUUUGAAAGUCCUCCUCCCUGGACCCUGCUCCAGACACUUUGAAUCCAGGAGAGAAAGAUGUGUCAAGCCUGCCUGGAGAACAGCAUCUGCUUCUAGCCAAGAUCUCUCAUCACAAACAAAAGACCAACUACCAAGCUUCAAUAACAAAAAUGAAGCCCACCCCCUGUGAUUCCUCCUGAGAUCCUAACCAGGAUUUGGAAAACACCCAUAUAUGGUCAAAGAACCAUCUAGUGUUUUGUACCAAACCAGGAUAAACAAGACAUUCCAAUAUAAGGCACCCAGCACUGCCCCCUCGUCCAUUCACCCCACCCCAGUAACACCAGCCAAAUUGGAAUCUUGGACUUAAUUUAUGAGAAAGGCUCUGUAACCCAGGAUACUGACUGAACAAGGCUGGCUGUCUCUCGCUGGGGUCUGCAAUGCAGCAUCACUAGGCUGCUGACAUGAAUAUGGAAAGAUUUACUCUAGCAAAGCUAUUCAUUUGCCUGUUUCCCAGAGUUAUGUGGGCCAUGAAACCAGGCCAUCUCUUCUGGGCUCUGUUGUUUCUGCAACCUUUGUGGCCCCGACUGACUGAUGGGGCCACUCGAGUCUACUACUUGGGCAUCCUGGAUGUGCAGUGGAACUAUGCUCCCAAGGGAAGGAAUGUCAUCAUGAACCAGCCUCUGGACAAUGAUACAGUAGCUUCCAGCUUCUUAAAAUCUGACAAGAACCGGAUAGGGAGCAGCUACAAGAAGACCAUCUACAAGGAAUACAGAGAUAGCUCUUAUGUGGAUGAAAUAGCCCAGCCUACUUGGCUGGGCUUCUUGGGGCCAGUGUUGCAGGCUGAGGUGGGAGAUGUCAUCCUUAUCCACCUGAAGAAUUUUGCCACUCGUCCUUACACAAUCCACCCCCAUGGUGUUUUCUAUGAGAAGGACUCAGAAGGCUCCCUAUACCCAGAUGGCUCUUCCGGUCAGCUAAAAGCUGAUGACUUUGUUCCCCCGGGAGGCAGCCACAUUUACAACUGGACCAUUCCAGAAGGCCACGCACCCACUGAUGCUGACCCAGCAUGCCUCACCUGGAUCUACCAUUCUCAUGUAGAUGCUCCACGAGACAUUGCUACUGGUCUCAUUGGACCCCUUAUCACUUGUAAAAGAGGAACCCUGGAUGGGAAUUCCCCUCCUCAGCGGAAGGAUGUGGACAGUUAUUUCUUCCUGCUCUUCAGUGUGGUAGAUGAGAACCUUAGCUGGCAUAUUGAUGAGAACAUCGUCACUUACUGCUCAGACCCUGCCUCAGUAGACAAAGAAGAUGAGGCCUUUCAGGAAAGCAAUAGGAUGCAUGCAAUCAAUGGCUUUGUUUUUGGUAACUUACCAGAUCUAAGCAUGUGUGCACAGAAGCGUGUGGCCUGGCACUUGUUUGGCAUGGGCAAUGAAGUAGAUGUCCACACAGCUUUCUUCCAUGGACAAAUACUAACCAUCCGGGGCCACCGCACUGAUGUGGCUCACAUCUUUCCAGCCACCUUUGUGACUGCUGAGAUGGUGCCUCAGGAACCUGGCACCUGGUUGAUUAGCUGUCAAGUGAAUAGUCACUUGCGAGAUGGCAUGCAAGCACUCUACCAGGUCAAGUCUUGCUCCAUGACUCCUCCCAUGAACCAACUCACAGGCAAAGUCCGGCAGUACUUCAUUGAGGCCCGUGAGAUUCUAUGGGACUAUGGCCCGAUGGGGCAUGAUGGGAGUACUGGGAAGAAUUUGAAGGAGCCAGGCAGUGGCUCAGAUAAAUUCUUCCAGAAGAGCUCCAGUCGAAUUGGGGGCACUUACUGGAAAGUCCGAUAUGAAGCCUUCCAAGAUGAGACAUUCCAGGAAAAGGUGCAGAUAGAGGAAAAUACGCAUCUUGGAAUCCUGGGACCAGUGAUCCGGGCUGAGGUGGGUGACACCAUCCAGGUGAUCUUUUACAACCGUGCUUCCCAGCCAUUCAGCAUACAGCCUCAUGGAGUCUUUUAUGAGAAAGAUUACGAAGGAACAGUGUACAAUAAUGGCUCAUCCAACCUUGGCUUGGUGGCCAAGCCCUUUGAGAAAGUAACAUAUCGCUGGACAGUCCCCUCUCACGCUGGCCCUGCUGCUCAGGAUCCUGCCUGUCUCACCUGGAUGUACUUCUCUGCUGCAGAUCCCAUAAGAGAUACGAAUUCCGGUCUGGUGGGGCCCCUAUUGGUGUGCAAGGCUGGUGCCUUGAAUGCAGAUGGUAAACAGAAAGGGGUGGAUAAGGAAUUUUUUCUCCUUUUCACUGUGUUGGAUGAGAACAAGAGCUGGUACAGCAAUGCCAAUCAAGCAACUGCUAUGUUGGAUUCCCGACUGCUCUCAGAGGAUGUCAAAGGCUUCCAAGACUCCAAUCGGAUGCAUGCCAUUAAUGGGUUUCUGUUCUCUAACCUGCCCAGGCUGGACAUGUGCAAGGGUGACACAGUGGCCUGGCACCUGCUUGGCUUGGGCACAGAGACUGAUGUGCAUGGGGUCGUGUUCCAGGGCAACACUGUGCAGCUUCAGGGCAUGAGGAAGAGUGCAGCCAUGCUCUUUCCUCAUACCUUUGUCAUGGCCAUCAUGCAGCCUGAAAACCCUGGGAUAUUUGAGAUUUACUGCCAGGCAGGCAGCCAUAGAGAAUCAGGGAUGAAGGCAAUCUAUAAUGUCUCCCAGUGUCCUGGCCACCAACCUGACUAUCAUCAUCGAUACCAGGCUGCAAGAAUCUACUACAUCAUGGCAGAAGAGGUGGAAUGGGACUAUUGCCCUGACAGGAGCUGGGAACUGGAAUGGCACAACCAGUCUGAGAAGGACAGUUAUGGUCACAUUUUCCUGAGCAACCAGGAUGGGCUCCUGGGUUCCAGAUACAAGAAAGCUGUAUUCAGAGAAUACACGGAUGGUACAUUCAAGAUCCCUCGUCCAAGGACUGGACCAGAGGAACACUUGGGAAUAUUAGGUCCACUUCUCAGAGGAGAGGUUGGUGAUAUUCUAACUGUGGUGUUCAAGAAUAAUGCCAGCCGCCCCUACUCUGUGCAUGCUCAUGGAGUGGUAGAAUCUAGCACUGGUUGGCCACUGGCUGCUGAUCCUGGUGAGGUUCUCACUUACCAAUGGAACAUCCCAGAAAGAUCUGGCCCAGGGCCUAAUGAUUCUGCUUGUGUUUCCUGGAUCUAUUAUUCUGCAGUGGAUCCCAUCAAGGACAUGUAUAGUGGUCUUGUUGGACCCUUGACCAUCUGCCGAAAGGGCAUCCUGGAACCUUAUGGAGGACGGAGUGACAUGGACAGAGAAUUUGCCUUGUUAUUCUUGAUCUUUGAUGAGAACCAGUCUUGGUAUCUAGAGGAAAAUGUAGCAACCCAUGGGGCCCAGGAGCGAGGCCGUGUUAACCUACAGAAUGAGACUUUUUUGGAGAGCAAUAAAAUGCAUGCCAUUAAUGGAAAGCUCUACAGCAACCUCAGGGGUCUUACCAUGUACCAAGGAGAACGAGUGGCAUGGUACAUGCUGGCCAUGGGCCAAGAUAUUGACCUACACACUAUCCACUUCCAUGCAGAGAGCUUCCUAUAUCGGAAUGGAGAGAGCUACCGUGCAGAUGUUGUAGAUCUGUUCCCAGGGACCUUUGAGGUUGUGGAGAUGGUAGCCAGCAACCCUGGGACAUGGCUGAUGCACUGCCACGUUUCUGACCAUGUCCAUGCUGGCAUGGAGACCCUUUUUACUGUCUUGUCCCAAAGAGAACACGUAAGCACUAUCACCACCAUCACCAAAGAGAUUGGAAAAGCAUCAAUCCUCAGAAACAUUGGAGAAGGCAAUGUGAGAGUGCUGGGCAUGCGGAUCCCUGUAAAGAAUAUUGAGAUACUGGCUUCUCUUUUAAUUGCCAUGAGUAUCAUUCUCCUCCUCAUUGCUCUAGCUCUUGGUGGUGUGAUCUGGUACCAGUAUCGACAGAGAAAGCUACGACGCAACAGGAGGUCCAUCCUGGAUGACAGCUUCAAGCUUCUGUCCCUCAAACAGUAGCAGUUGGGUCCUGCAACUGCACAUCUUGAAUGCAGUCCCAGCAGGUCAUGCUCUAGUAACUGACUCCACUGUCAAAGGGACAUGAGUGGUAGAGAGGCAAAGUAGGGAAAUAAACUCAUCUGGGAAUUUCUUCACUUAUUUAUUUACAUGGAAAUUAUGUACCUUCUCUUUUUCUUUAUCUUUUUUCUCCACUUGGGAAGCUGGGGCAAGAAAAUCCCAUAUUAUCUUAUAUCACAAAUUUCAACAGCUGGAUUAUAUCAACCACUGACACUUGGAAGAUCUGGAGAUUACUAAUAACCUAUUCUUCUUACAAAGUAGAUACCUAAGGUAAAAUCAAUUGAUUAGGUUUUUAUUGCUUUUUUAGAACCUAGGUAAGUGAGCUGUGAAGAUAAUCCACAUCUAAACUAAGGGCUAACAACAUGGGCAUGAUGGAGAAUGUGUGGGGUGGGAUUUGAAGAUCCAAAUUUUAUUUUGAUUCUCCUUGGAAAUAAACUAUUUUGGAAAAGAA